Molecule: messenger RNA, 936 nt
Organism: Brenthis ino (lesser marbled fritillary)
Lineage: Eukaryota; Metazoa; Arthropoda; Insecta; Lepidoptera; Nymphalidae
Source: the annotation of a GenBank genome assembly
AUGGACUGCUGCAACUACGGCGAGUACCGCGGGCCAGCGCACGGGCAGUACGGCGGCGCGGGCGCCAGCUGGGACGGCUACGGCUACGCCCCGCUGCCCUACGCGCCCUACGCGCACGCCUACUACCCGCCGCACGCGCACGAUCCCUACAUGCGUUACUAUCGCUACGACUACCCCGCGCACCACAUGCACCACAAUGAUCAUGCCAUGCCUAUGGAUUACGGUGCCUACGCGCUGAAAGAAGCACGCACGCGGCGAGCCUUAGCACGGCGUGAGCUACGCACGCAUCCUGCGCAUCUUCCUCUACCACAUACACCACCUUUAGAAUGUGGAAUAAAUGGUCGUGGUCCUGGGUAUUGCGACCCGCAAAUGUGGUCUCCUUAUCAGAUGAGCAUGAUGAGUGGAGGUUGGAGUGGGCCUAAUGCUAUGAACGGCUCGUGGGCUUCCCGAAACGUGUGCACGCGAGAGCCGAUGCGCUACGCAUCUGACUGUCGCUUAAUGAAGGGGCCAAUGCAUCCCCAGAAUCAACUUUGUGCACAAGAUGGCAGAUCUACUCCUUAUCCAACCUAUGACGAUUCAGUUUACAAUGGAGAAAAUGGGCCAAAAAAUGUUAACGCUUCAGAGCUACCUAGUCGAAAUUUGAUUCCUUCGGAGGCGGUGAGAUCUGUACGUGAGCAGAUGUUCACUGAGCAACGACGUUCUCCUCCUGAAGAGAAACGGCCUCCAGUAGUACCUUUACCGGCCUUCCAACAAGCUUUCGGUUCUACCGAAAUAGGUAAGUUCGCUGAGGCGUUCAGUCGAGCCGAGGUCGCUCAUGAUGCUGAGGACUCGUCCGACAACUUUGUAUUCGAAUCGUUCCACGAAUGGGACGGUCCGCCCGAGUUGCAGUGGACUUCGCAGACCACAUCUCGAGAAAUCAAAUGCGAAGAAAAUUUU